CCUUCCAAACCCAAUAACCAGUCUCUCUCUCUCUCUCUCUCUCUCUCUACAUAUCUUUUGUCUCUUUUCCAAGGGUUUUGAGAGACGUUGAUGAAAGAUCAUUUGCAGUAGCAAGAUAAGUUGGAGCAUACACUAUAUACGUACUGAGCUAUAUAUAUGGAGAUGAAGAGAGAGAUGAGUAAUACUACUACUACUACUACUACAAAAGAUAACAACAUGAUGGGAUCUUCGUCGCUUUCUGAUAUAAUAUCAAACGGUUCUUUUCCAAUGUUCUCAUCAACAUACACGUUUGAGCCGUCUUCUGAUUUUGGAGCUGAAAAUAAGGGGUCAACCUUAGGGUUCAUGGAGCUUCUGGGUGUGAAUGACUACUUCACUAUUCCUCCUUCUUCAUUCUUUGAUUUUCCAGCUUUAUUAGCUUCGAAUACUACAACUUCGACCAUUACCACUACUGCUGUUCCUCCUCUUACUAUUCCUAAAAAGGAGGUCAGUUCGGAUGCCUUGAAUAGUAAUAAUAAUAAUCAACCUGCAACGCCAAACACUUCGUCGAUUUCUUCAGCUUCGAGUGAUGCUCUCAAUGAAGAACAGACUAAACCUACGGACCCAGAAGAAGAGGAAGAAGAAGAUGAAGGUGAGGAAGACGAGGAAGAAGAGCAACCGGCAAAGACUACCAACAAACAGUUGAAAGCGAAGAAGACAAGUCAGAAGAAACAGAGAGAACCCAGAUUUGCGUUUAUGACGAAGAGCGAGGUUGAUCAUUUGGAAGAUGGCUACAGAUGGAGAAAGUACGGCCAAAAAGCUGUGAAAAACAGCCCAUUUCCCAGGAGUUACUAUCGUUGCACCAGUGCCUCAUGUAAUGUGAAGAAACGAGUUGAGAGAUCGUACACAGACCCAAGUGUGGUGGUGACUACUUAUGAAGGCCAACACACACAUCCAAGCCCACUCAUUUCUCGUCCCGCUCACACCGCCGCCGCCGAUCAUCCGGCCGCCGCCUUCGCCAAUAUUCCAUUUCAUAGAAGUAGUGGCCAUCAUCACCAGCUGCCUCAUCAGUAUCAGUUCAUGACUGAUCAUCAUCAUUUGUUAUCAUCACCAUCACCAUCACCAUCACCAGCCUCUUUACCCUCUAAUCAUAAUAGUUUUGCUAAUUACAGUAAUAUUAUUAGCCAUAUUAACAGUAAUAAUAAUGGCUCAACCACAAACGCAGCAGCUGCUUUUCUACAUGAGAGGCGCUUUUGCAACCCUUCACCAGGACCAGCUUUGAUCCCAGACCAUGGCCUUCUUCAAGACAUAGUCACCUCCAACAUGAGAACAAACUAGUAGUAGUAGUAGUAGUAGUCUAGCUUAAUUAGCUAUAUAGUUAUUAUAAUAUAGUUAUGUAGUUCAGUUCAGAUGCGAAACCCCAUUAAUUACUGGUAUGUACUUUUCAUGCUGACCGGUGGUGACUCUUUUUUCUUUUUCUUGGGUCCGCUCAGAAUUAAGAAUUUACUUCUUUUUUUUCUUUUUAUAUAUACAUUACCCAAAUGCUGAUGAUGACUAAUCCAGCUCUGGGAGUGGCUAGUUAUUUUUCUUUUUUUGGAGAAUGAGGAGGAGAAAGGAAUGGAGGGGUAUACUAGAGAGAAAAGUGGGGUUUGGGGGUAUGUAAAUAAAGAUAAGAUAACAAGUAUAGUAAAUGUGGGUUUCUUAUAAUUAAUUUCUUCUGACCACUCCUUUGUCCUAUGUCUUUGUUUUUGAUGUGUUGAAGGAAUGUGCAUUGAUUUCAUUGAGAGUCA
Humulus lupulus (European hop) is the source of this 1766-nucleotide messenger RNA. RefSeq names its product WRKY transcription factor 23. Gene Ontology annotation, biological process: regulation of DNA-templated transcription. The record is from RefSeq and is a predicted model, not a curated record. The transcript has 3 exons. The coding region runs from base 157 to 1314 and encodes 385 amino acids. Lineage: Eukaryota; Viridiplantae; Streptophyta; Magnoliopsida; Rosales; Cannabaceae. Gene Ontology annotation, molecular function: sequence-specific DNA binding; DNA-binding transcription factor activity.